Messenger RNA from Closterium sp. Naga37s-1, 5939 nucleotides. The record is from the annotation of a GenBank genome assembly. Lineage: Eukaryota; Viridiplantae; Streptophyta; Zygnematophyceae; Desmidiales; Closteriaceae.
GACAGCCGGGACCUCCAGUGGAGUAUUCAACGUUUAUCUGGCGGCGGGGGACGGUGCCCAUAUGGUGGGGGGCGGAGAUCAAGUCGUCUAUCCAGGAUGCAGAGAUAUUCGUAGCAGAGACUCAGGCACAAGGGAUUGCUCCGUACUUUGCCCGCCUGCUACGUCGCUACUCCCCCUCCUCUCUCUCCUCUGACUCCUCCUCCCCUUACUCCUCUCACUCCUCUCGCUCCAUCUCUCAAUCCUCCUCUCAUCCCUCCUCUCUCGCCGCCCUCCCGCCGCCCCGAAAGUUCCCCAUAGUGUGCGUGAACCUGCUCCACAUCGGGGUCGGCAAACCCGAGCUUCUUCUCUCCGACCACUUCCAGCAGGCCGUCCGCUCCGUGCGCUGCCGCCCGGAGCUGCGGGCGGCGUCGCUCGACUUAUUCACGUACGACUGGCACGCGAUGACCAGGGCGGUGGGGGAGGCGGCAAAUGUCGAGGGGCUGUGGCAGCGGCUCAAGGUGUCUCUGCAGGGGAUUGGGUUCACCCUGGGGAGGUGGCACCCGGGGGAGGUGGCAACUGGAUCAGGAGGAGUGGCAGGUGGAGGGGGGACGUUCGGUGGAAGAGGGGCUGCAGGUGGGGGAGGGGCGGGUGGGAAUGCAGGAGGGGGAGAGGAAGGGGAAGUGGGCGAACAGCAGGUGAUAAAGAACUUGGGGUUGCAGGGGGGGGUGUUUGAGGUGGUAAGGCGGCAGCAAGGCAUGGUGCGGUUCAAUUGUGCUGACUCUUUGGAUCGCACCAACGCUGCCAGCUUCUUUGGCGCCCUGCAGCAUGGCAUGGUGCGAUUCAACUGCGCUGAUUCCCUCGACCGCACCAACGCUGCUAGUUUCUUCGGUGCCCUGCAGGUGAGGCAGCUUGAAAAGGUUUUGGGGCCGUGCAGGUGGGACAGGCAGAGUAGAGCAUGUGCUUCAAGGGACAAAUUUGAGGUGGUGAGGCGACAGCAUGGCAUGGUGCAAUUCAACUGCGCUGAUUCCCUCGACCGCACCAACGUUGCCAGCUUCUUUGGCGCGCUGCAGGUGAGAGAGGGGGAGAGGAGAGGGGAGUGGGUGAUCAGGCAGUGGGUGAUAAGGCAGUGGGUGAUCAGGCAGUGGGUGAUCAGGCAGUGGGUGAUCAGGCAGUGGGUGAUCAGGCAGUGGGUGAUCAGGCAGUGGGUGAUCAGGCAGUGGGUGAUCACGCAGUGGUGCCAGCACCUGGGAAUAUCUCUGGAUGCCGCAUGGGCAAGAGGCGGCGGCGGAGGAGCAGGAGGUAGCAUGUCAGGCAGAAGCACAGGAGGAGCAGCAGCUGGAGGCUUUGGGAGCGAGUUCUCCCAGUAUUACAGCGCAGCGUUUGGGGGAGGGGAUGGGGGAGGGGGAACAGGAGGAGGGGCAGGAGGAUGGAGUGGAGGUGGUACACAGGUGGCUGUGCCAACACAGGAGGAGGAGGAGGAUGCAUUAGCAGCCGCGCUGCCUCCCGGGUGGGAGAUGCGAAGAGACCCGUCCCGCAGCAAGGUGUUCUACAUCGACCACAACACCCGCAAAACCACCUGGACCCACCCUUGCCCGCCCCCUCCUCGCGCCGCCACCUUCCCCACUUCCUCCUUUCCCAAUUCGCAGCAGCAGCAGCAGAUUCAGCACCCGCCGCUUCCCUCGACUCUCUCCCGCCUGGGCCUCUCUCGACAUGAGCAUGACUCUCUUGCUCCGCCCCGCUUCGACGUGCGUGUGGGAAGGACUAUCGACUCCCUGCAUUUACGUGCUGAGGGCCUCACCAUCCCCCGCUGCGCCAGCGGCACAGUCCUGCAAUACGCCCUCCCCGCUCCAAAGCCCACCCGUGCCUCUGCUCCCGCUCCUGCUUCUUCUGGUCCUGCUGCCGCUUCUGCGCGCAAGAACGAUGAAUCAGGGGUGGUGACUGGGGGCCAGUGGGUAUCAGCAGCAACAGCAGGCCAGUGGAUAUCACAGCAGGGUGUGUAUGAGAGGGGAGGGGCAGUGUCCUCGUCUUUGCUGUACGACUACACAGAGGAGGGCGAUGGGAGAAUCGACUUCUUGACCCGCUUUGUCUCACUCACCUUCUAUCCGCCUGCUGCUGCUUCUUCUGCCUUUGGUGGUGCCAGCGGCGGUGGCGGUACCGGCAGUUCGGGUUCCCCCAUGACUCUUGGACAGCGCCUUCCCUCCAUCUCCUCCUCUUCUGCCACCCACCGUGCCUGUCCAUCCAUCCUCUCCCUUCUCCCCUCUCCUCCUCCUGCUGCUCCUACCACCGACCCUACUGCGCCUGCUGCUCCUAGUGCUACAGCCACUGCAGAUGGUGGUGGUGCUGCUGCUACAGCCGCUACAGCUGCUGCUGCACCGACAGCGACAUGGAUGCCAGGUGGCGGCUCGCCAUUGGCCAAUCUUAUGGAUGAUGCUAUUCCAAUGCAGCCCCCUCGCACUGCCGCUCUCGCUUCCUCACACCCCACCACACACCCUUCUCCUCCUCCUCCCGAACCUCGGGAUUUUCUCGACUUCCAUUCACUUGAUGCUCCAGGCUCGGCUGCACCAGCGUCUUUGUCUGCUUCUGGUGGAGGUACAACUGGACAGGUUGAUCCGUUCACUUCUGGAUUCACCGACCCUUUCGCUUCGUCCACCAACCCUUUCACCGAACCUGCGUCCGUACCUGGCUCGGCAGCCCUGGGAUCUGCUGCCGAGGCUGAUCUGGUAGGCUUGGUGGGAGGGCUAAGCAUGGGAGCAAGUGGAGUGGGACUGAGACCAGGAGCAACAGGGACGGGAGCAGGGAUGAGUGUGAGCCAACCAGGGGGAUGGGAGUCUUUUGGAGCUUCUGAUAGUGGGGGCUUCCAAACCACUAGUAGCACCAGCAGCGGUGCUGCCAAUACUGCUUCUAAUAAUCCUUUCGCUGUGCCCAGUGCUGCAGACAGCAGCAAGCAACCGGCCCCAAAUAUAGCAGUAACAGCAGCACCAGCAGCGCUGACAGCACCAGCAGCAGCAGCAGCAGCAGCAGCAGCAGCACCAUCACCAGGAGCAGCAGUAGCCGCUCCAUCUACUGCUGCUGAUCUUGAGUGGGCCUCUUUCAAUCCUCCGGCAGUCAGUCAACCAGCUGCUGCCACGUGGCACCCUCUCAUGGCAUCAGAAGCUGACUCACCGUCGUCCUCGCCCCACAGCCCAGAGGUCAAUCAAGGAGAGCAGCAGGGGAGCAGUAUGUCUGCUCCUGUUUCCCAGGGAGCAGGGGUCACUUUUGAGAAUUCUCAAACGAGCAGUGUGUUUGAUUCGCUGCAAGGGAAUGGUGUUUCCGAGGGAAGGGGAGGUGUGGGUUCGCAUGUAACUGGAGCAGCCGCAACAGUGGGGUUAGGGGAAGGGGAAGGGGAAGGGGAAGUCGGGAGGGGAGGAGGGAACAGGGCGGGGGAGAAGGAGCGGGAGGAGGAGAGGGAGGAGGAGGAGGUGGAGAGGAUAGUGAGAAUAGCCCAAGGGGUCAGUGAGGACGUGUGUGAGCAAUGGGGUGCUGCUGCUUUCGGGCAGCUGCUACAAAAAGUUAUGGUGCCCAAGAAGCAACUCCUGUCCAUCGACUUCCCAACAGCCAUGGAGCUUGAAAUAGCUUGCCUGCACCUUAAACAACACACCUUUCCCCCUUUUCCCCCACUGUCCCCCUCCCCGCUCCCCCAAUCCGUCCCACCCAACCAGCAACUCCUAUCCAUCGACUUCCCAACAGCCAUGGAGCUUGAAAUAGCUCGCCUGCGCCUCUCCCUCUCUGCCUCCCAACGAGACUCCAUCCUCUCCGCCCUCCUCUCCCCCCCUCUCUCCUCCUCCUCCUUCUCCUGCUCCCCCUUCCCCCCAACAACCUCCGCACCCCUCCUCGACCCCAACCGCCACGUCAGCACGCCCGACGCGCUGCUGUGCCGCCAGCUGGCUGCCAGCCUGGCAUCCGCGUGCCUCACUGCGAGAGAGGAUGCUGAGAUAGGCGCGAUGGGGUUCAGGUCAACACAUGCGCCUCAUCAGCCCCCGCCAACUCGCUCCUCCUCCCCGCCUCCCCUCCCGCCCCUCUCCCUCACCUCUGCUGUCCCCGCUCUUCCUUCCCUCGCCUUCAUGCUAGAUGCAUCUGCAGCCCCCGCCAACUUGCUCCUCCUCCCCGCCUCCGCUCCCGCCCCUCUCUCUCACAUCUGGCAAGCCCCCUCUUAUCUCACUGCUAUGGAAAUCGCCCUCGUGCUCUCUUCGCCUGCUGUCCCCUUCACCCCCACCUCCUUCCCUCGCACACACGUGCAGGUCCCCACAGAUACAUCCGCAGCCAACUCGCUCCUCCUCCCCGCCUCCUCUCCCGCCCCUCUCUCCCCUGUCCCUCACCUUGACACUGCUGCCCUGCCCACACACGUGCAGGUCCCCACAGAUGCGUCAGCAGCCCCGGCCAACUCGCUCCUCCUCCCACCCGCCUCUCUCUCCACGCUCUCUCACGUGUGGCGAGUCCCCUCCGAUCUCACCACUGUCCCCUCAGAUGCGUCAGCAGCCCCCGCCAACUCGCUUCUCCUCCCACCCUCAACUCCCACCUCUUCCUCCCCUCUCACCUCCGUGUGGCGAGCCCCCUCCGAUCUCACUGCUGUGGAAAUCACAAUCGUGCUCUCCACGCCCGCGCUUGUCUCCCGCGUUGUGCUGCACUCGGGCCUGCCUCAGUACACGCCCCAUCACACCCCCAAGGUCCGUAUUUCCCUCAGCACCACCAUCGACCAAUCAGAGCGCACCACAAUAGGCCUCUGGGACCUCCCCUCCACAGCAGCAGCUGCCGACACCAAAUCAAAUCCACACUCCGAGCUGAUCUUAUCCUACACCCUGCCCACCGCCGCCGCCCCCUGCCGGAUGGUCUGGCUGAAAUUUCUCCUGCCCGAAGUCCGCCAGCCUGGCACUACAUCAUCCUGCAUCUGGGCUCGCAGAAUCCGUGUUUACGGGCAGAAAAUAUUCGGUGACCCGGCAGGAAUUGAUCCCGCGACCUCCGGUGGGGCUGCUGCUGUGCCCAUGGGAGCAGUCGUUGGUGGUGCCCCUGCUGCUGCUGUUGGGACUAUGGGGCCUGCAGGUGCUGCUGGUGCUGCUGGUGCUGGCGGUGCUGUCGGUGCUGCUGCUGGUGGCACGAGUAGGUGGGAGUAUCAGCAGUUUCUGGAGGCCCCAGCUCCAAUGAGCCGAUCACGGACCCCAGUGGAAGGGGAAAGAGUGUGGGCAGGAGGAAGGAUCCUGGAACUUCUCCUGCCCCUCUCCUCUCCUCCAAUCUCGGGCAUCCGACUUGACGCGCUCCCAUUGGACCGUUCCGCCGGAAUGUUUCUUUCGCUGCCCGGGGCAGCUGACGGCGGCCCGCUGGCUCGGGCAGCGCGGGGCGGGUUCAUAGAUGAGUGGGCGGCGUUCGUUGUCCCGUUCCGACUCAGGGUAUCCGCCCGGCAGGAUUCCUUUGGGCCUGCCACAGUCAUCACAGAAUUUAUUCUGCCCGCUGCCCGGCCCAACACGCCGCUCUACUUCGACUUCUCUCGACCAAUCGCAGGCAUCCGAAUCCUUUCCAUUGAGCUCAUAGGCGAUCUCUAUUCCUCCAAAGAAGAUCUUACCACCACCACCACCACCACCCCUUCCUCUUCCUCCUCUUCCUCCUCCUCCCCCUCCCCUGCUCCUAUUUCUAACCCCUCCUCUGCUACCUCUGCCGCAGCUGCCAUGUUUUCAUCUGCUUUUGGCGGUUCUGCUGCUUCAAAUGCAGUCGCUGCUACUGCUACUGGUGGUCUUGCUGCUGCUGGUGCUGGUGGUGCGUAUUCCUCUUCCGGGUUUUCUCCCAAUGCCGCUGCCACCACAGCAGCAACAGCACCAGGGGCGGAUGUAGAGGUGCCUCUGGGGCAAUUAUCGCUGGCUGGCCGUGUUCGGGCGUAUCGCUAUGCUCCUGCGGGCGACAUGGCGGGAUGGUCUCAGCUGGCUGGCGUGUGA